AUGUCAUCACCAACCUCCCGAAAAGGCGAGAAUGAACCGCCCGAGGAAAUCCCCUGGGUGGCCGCUCAGGGCUUCAUGACCGGCGUGUUCCGCUUCGGCUCCGUCUCCAUUCUAGCACAUAUGAUCUUGAGCCUCCCGCACCCAUUUGUCUUCUCCGCACCCACUCCCCCGGCCCACCCCCUCCACGCAACCCCGUCCCCGACUCUCCAUCUUCUCCCGCGACUACAUCCGCUCCCGACUCUUCCACCGUCCCAUAGAAGGAUUCUCAAGCUGGAUCUCUCCCGGCUCCCGAAUCUACCGGGGUCUGACACCGCAAUUCAAGGUCUUUAUCCAGGUUGGAGCUAUGACCCUCGGCGGGUGUAUCUGGCAGGAGAAGCGGGUGACGGAAUACAUUGGUCUGGUGCGGGACCUCAAGCGCGCCGAGCGGCAACAGGCGGAGCGGGAGCAGGGGAAUCGUCGAUGAAAGACGUCAUGGUCGAAUAUUGGGUGAUGUGA
This is a messenger RNA of Penicillium brevicompactum, 495 nucleotides long. RefSeq lists its product as uncharacterized. Lineage: Eukaryota; Fungi; Ascomycota; Eurotiomycetes; Eurotiales; Aspergillaceae. The coding region runs from base 1 to 495 and encodes 164 amino acids. The record is from RefSeq and is a predicted model, not a curated record. The transcript has 2 exons.